Sugiyamaella lignohabitans is the source of this 759-nucleotide messenger RNA. Its product is annotated as BAG family molecular chaperone regulator Bag102. Bases 1 to 759 code for a protein of 252 amino acids. Gene Ontology annotation, molecular function: protein-folding chaperone binding. NCBI's taxonomy places the organism in Eukaryota, Fungi, Ascomycota, Dipodascomycetes, Dipodascales, Trichomonascaceae. The record is from RefSeq and is a predicted model, not a curated record. The transcript has a single exon.
AUGUUCAAGAAGUUGAGUUCGUUCCUUGGAUGGAGCGGAGAGGCUUCCGAGGACAAUGUUGAAGUUCCCGAAGAUGUGCGCGUCCAAUAUCAGAAAUCCAUGUAUGCGGUCAAAUUUGACAAAGCUGACGCUAAAGGAGAUCCCAAAGGUGUCACUGUUGGGUUCCUGAGAGCCAAAAUGGGAGAAAUUCUGGAAUGUGAUGAUCUGGAUUCGAUUCUCUUGUAUCAAAUAUCUCCAGAACAGAGGCGUUUGGUUGAUAAUGACUCGCAUUUGACAGAUUACGGCAUUAUGACUGGUGACAGGUUAUUGGCAAUUCUUAGUACUGAUAAAGAUGCCCCCAAAUCUGCCUCUGCCUCAAAGAAUAAAAAAAAGAGAAAGAAGAAGACUACUGCAGGAUCUAGUAAUAGUCCUGGAAACACUACCCCAGCUCGUACACCGCCUCCCCCACCUACUCCUAAGACUCCUCAGGAAAAGAUCAAAGAAGUGUUAGAAUCUACAGACAAAGACCUAGGUCCGCACAUUGAACAAUUUAUCAGUUCACCUCCGAAAACGAAAGAAGCACGUGCUGACCUUCAUCAUAGACUUUCCGAAAUGGUUCUCCAAAAGAUGUUUUUAUUGGAUGAUGUGGAUGUGUCAGAUAGUCAAGAGCUGCGGCAGGCACGUAAAUCUGCCAUCAACACACUCCAUUCUUACCACAGUCGCCUGGACGAGGCAAACAAAAGAUAUGAGGAGGAGGAUGUUGCUUCUGCAACUGCUUAA